AUGAGACUCCGAUGGUUUUCCAUGCCGCUGGUCGUCGGCUUCAUGCUUUUCCUGUGCGUCGUCCUGUUGGCAGUUAACUUUUUCGAACUCCACUGGAUCCAGUACGAGCACAACAAGUUCCAUCACGGACAAGAGCCGUACGCCAGGCCGCCGCCGCCGCCGUCGCCGUUGUCGUCUCAAAGGCACGUGGAGGUCACGAAGAGGCCCUCGUACAUUGUCCUGGCCAAACGAGCCGAUGCUGGACACUUGGUGCACGUUUUCGACGUGUUCAAUGUUUACGGGUACACGCGAAGACCGUUCGACAAAAAAGUGGAAUGGGACGUUAUAUGGGCUCACGAAUAUCCGUUCAAAGUGUACGCCGACCAAAUCAUGUUUUCCGAUUUGAAACCUCAUCAAAAAGUCAACCAUUUCCCUGGUGUGGGUUUUAUAACCAAUAAAAUUGAUUUGGCAACAUCGAACAUAAAAUAUGUACCUCCAGCUUUUCACAUGCCGAAGGAAAAAUCAAAAUUUUUUACGUUUGCCAAACAGUAUCCUCAUAAACUGUUCGUUCAAAAGCAGAACAACCACCGUGGCAUUAAAAUUAAAUCCAUCAAAGAAUUGGACUUCAAUUCGAACGGUACAUUUAUUCAGGAGUAUAUUGAUAAUCCUCUGUUGAUUGAUGGAUAUAAAUUUGAUAUCGGAGUGUAUACAAUCAUUACGUCCAUAGAUCCUCUUAGGGUUUAUAUAUACAACGGCGACAUUUUAUUCAGAUUUUGCCCUGAAAAAUAUCAUCCAUUCGAUCCCGACAACAUAGACAAAUAUGUAAUAGGAGAUGACUAUUUACCAACGUGGAAUGUUCCGUCUCUAAAAAAAUAUUACGUUGAUCAAGGAGCUUCGAUGAAAGUUUCUGUUGAAUCUCAUCUGAAAACUCAAGGAAAGGAUGCCACAAAAAUAUGGGACCAAUUGGAAGACGCCAUACGAGUCGUGUGUUUGGAAAAAGAAUCAAUGAUAAGAAACCUAAUGCGAAAUUACAAGUCGAAGACGAAUUUUUUCGAAAUGGCACGUUUUGAUUUUGUCGUCGAUAACGAUCUAAAGGUGUAUAUAAUGGAGGUAAACAUGUCGCCAAAUUUGUCGUCGGCUCAUUAUCCACAAAAUCGUUUACUUUACGAACAAGUGUUAUUCAAUUUGUUUGCUAUUGUUGGCCUGACUCAUUUUGAACGCAAAGCAGACAGUAUGGCAGUGUCCACGAAAAACAUAGUGGCAUACCCGGAAAAGUGCGCUAGACUGAAUUGUGACCUGUGCGAUUCAGAAGACUGCCUACUGUGCAAUCCUUGCAUGGACCGGGACACAAAAGUCCAAUUCACAAAUGCCUAUCGGGAAUACAUCGAUCGGCAUGACUGCAAAAGAGUUUUCCCGCCAAAAUUUAACCCGAACUUUUUGAACAACUCUGAAGACCUUAGCAGCUAUAGUCCGAAAACGCGUUUGAUGUAUAAAUGGUUCAAAGGAAAAUGCAUCGCGGACAUGGAAUGGUGUUAA
Molecule: messenger RNA, 1515 nt
Organism: Macrosiphum euphorbiae (potato aphid)
Lineage: Eukaryota; Metazoa; Arthropoda; Insecta; Hemiptera; Aphididae
Source: the annotation of a GenBank genome assembly